AUGAGUGCAGACUGCUCUGUGGGCGCUAACCCGCUGGCGCAACUGAACAAGCGGGUGCAGCAGGACAGGACACUGCAGCAUGGAUCGCACGUGAAUAUACACCAAGGCGCGGAGGCGCAGGCGUUCAAGAGUGGACCGCAGGUGAGCGAGUCGAACAAGUUCCAGAUGGAGCAGUUCAUGGCCGGGAAGGCGAGCAGCGGCGGGAACAUGUUCAUGGGGGCGGGGAUGAGCUCGGGGCCACUGGCGCUGGGCGGGAGCUCGGGGCUGCGGAUGUCCCCCGGGCCGGCGAAGGAGCUCGGGGCGCGCCUGGGGGGCGCGCCGAUGACGGGGAGCUGGUCGCAGGAGUUCAACCAGCAAGUGGGGAGUCCGGUGCAGUCGAGCUCGGCCGUGUCGUCGGUGUCGAUGAGCUCCGCGUCGUCGUCGGUGGCGCGCGCGGGCGCGUACAGGCCCAUGAACAUGAUGCGGCCGGUGAUGGGGCUGCAGGGCGCGCGGGCGGUGGGCGUGGAGCGCCACGCAGGGCCGGCGAUCAACGACGCGGCGUGGGAACAGCAGUUUCAGGAACUGGAGAAGCAGGUGGAGAAGACGCUGAACAUCUCGGACCCGGUGGAGCAGCAGCAGGUGCUGGAGGAGCUGAGCGCGGAGGCGCGCGAGGCGGACUACGCAGGCGGCGACUACGAGAAGCGCUUCCAGCAGAUAUGGAACGACAUACACGAUCAGACGGACGACCUGGAUAGCCGAACGGAGCUGGGCGGCGGCUCGGGCGACUACCAGCGCGUGUUCUCCACGCGGCCGGCGCAGACCGCGCAGUACGCCUUCGAGACCGACAACCAAUACCUGCAUAACACGGACGCGUACAAGAUAGGGUGCAUCCUGAUGGAGAACGGCGCGAAGCUGAGCGAGGCCGCGCUCGCGUUCGAGGCCGCAGUGCAGCAAGACCCGGGCCACGUGGAUGCGUGGUUGCGCCUGGGGCUCGUGCAGACGCAGAACGAGAAGGAGCUCAGCGGCAUCAACGCGCUCGAGCAGUGCCUCAAGGCCGACCCGCACAACCUGAUGGCGUUGAUGACCGUCGCCAUCAGCUACAUCAACGAGGGCUACGACGUCAGCGCGUUCACAAUGCUCGGGCGCUGGCUGGAAACUAAGUACCCCGCCUUCGUCGAGGAGCCUCUCGACCGCGUCGACCGCUACAACCUCAGCCGCCUGAUCAUCGAGCAGUAUCUGCGCGUGGCCAACGCUCUGCCCGAGGUUGACCCCGACGUCCAGCUCGGCCUCGGCAUCCUCUUCUACGCCAACGAGGACUUCGACAAGACCAUCGACUGCUUCCGCGCCGCGCUCGCAGUGCGCCCGGACGACGAAUGCAUGUGGAACCGCCUGGGCGCGUCGCUCGCCAACUCCAACCGCUCCGAGGAGGCCAUCCAGGCCUACCACCGCGCCAUCCAGCUCAAGCCCACCUUUGUCCGCGCCCGCUACAACCUCGCCGUCUCCUCCAUGAACAUUGGCUGCUACCGCGAGGCCGCAGAGCACCUGCUCACCGCGCUCUCCAUGCACGAGGUCGAGGGCGUCGCCAUGGCCCCGGGCAGCGGCAACGUGCCCUCCUCGAACAUCCUCGAGACCCUCAAGCGCGCCUUCAUCGCUAUGGAUCGCCGCGACCUCCUGGAGAGGGUCGUGCCCAACAUGGACCUGCAGCAGUUCCGCGGCGAGUUCAACUUCUGA
Messenger RNA from Eremothecium gossypii ATCC 10895, 1710 nucleotides. RefSeq names its product Pex5p (gene PEX5). The coding region runs from base 1 to 1710 and encodes 569 amino acids. The record is from RefSeq and is marked provisional. Gene Ontology annotation, molecular function: protein binding. Gene Ontology annotation, cellular component: cytosol; peroxisomal membrane. The transcript has a single exon. Gene Ontology annotation, biological process: protein import into peroxisome matrix, docking. NCBI's taxonomy places the organism in Eukaryota, Fungi, Ascomycota, Saccharomycetes, Saccharomycetales, Saccharomycetaceae.